This is a messenger RNA of Python bivittatus (Burmese python), 2652 nucleotides long. RefSeq lists its product as uncharacterized. The record is from RefSeq and is a predicted model, not a curated record. Lineage: Eukaryota; Metazoa; Chordata; Lepidosauria; Squamata; Pythonidae.
CUUCUCCGCCGGUUUGUUUUUAUGGGGUUCGAUUUGAGUGUAACUGGCUUGAGUCGUCGCCACCUGCUUCCCUCACCAGUCGCUGCUGGCACUUCAGGCGGGGAAGGAAGCGCCUCUCCUCAUGCGCUCCGGGCUCCAACUACUGCUGAGGAAGAGGAGGAGGAGGAGGGGGAAGAGGACGCCUUCAGCGCUCAGCCACAUGGCCCUCAGCAGCCGAAGCGGAAGCAGCAUGGGCGGGCACGGCGAGAGGGAGCCGGGCGGAGCUCACGCCUCACCUCCAACCCGCAGAAAGCAGGGGCGCCGCCGCCCUGGCGCAGGCACGCUCACCUCCUCCCGCCACCCGGCGCCGGGGAGGGAACGGUGGGGACGGCGCCUGCGACAAGCCAGCUCCGCCCCGCUCGUCGGCUGCGCCGAGGAGACUUCCGGGAGUUGGCCGCGGCCGCCUCAGCCUCAGUCUGGCCGAGCGCUUACUCCGCCCCAGAGCGCGCUUUCUCCGCCUCUUUCUUUCCUCGCCGCCCGCUGGGAAGAUUUUCCUGGGAAAGGCGCGAACAGCUGACGGAGCGGCGGCUGCUCGCUCGGCGGCCCGUCUUUCCGCCGUGUGGCAGGCGGGCGCUUAGCCGAAAGCCUAGGGCCACGCGGAGCAACCCCCCGAUGCGCGCGCUGCGGCGUGGGGCCACCCUCACGCCUCACCGAGCUCUGCCAAAGGAGGGAGCAAAGUUCUUCUGGUUCUCUAUCGAUAAGGUUCGGGAUGUUCUCCUUGAAAAUGGUAGGUAUAUGCUCAAGAUGACAUUGUGGAAACUGGCUGGCUUUCUUCUUCUUUAGCUUAACAUGGAACUUGCACAUGAGCAGUUAGUGAUCUGUUCCACAGUCGCACCAGGCCAUGUCUUUGAUACUGUAAUUGAGCUUCUCCACCUGCUUUUAGCAAUAAUGUAGUCAAAUUGUUUUCUGUGUACUGCAUCUGGUGAUGUCCAUGUAUAUAGGCAUUAUUUUGGUUUUGGGAAGUCUGUGUUAGCAAUGAAGAAAUCACUGGAUUGGCAGAAAUUGAUAAGUUGUUCUCCUGCUUCAUUUGUUUCCUAGGCCUAUAAAGACCAAGUAUAUUUUCCUCCUUAAUAUUUCCAGUGUUGAUAUUCCAGUCUCCAAACUCUUGCUUGCAUGUUAUUCUGAUUUUAAAUUGAACCUGACAUGGAACUCAUCAACCUCCUCUUCCUCUGCACUUAGAGCAUAAACUUGGAUAAUUGUCCCAUUAAAGAGUUUCCAGAAAGUCUAGUUGAUAUUAUCUGGUCACUGACUGUAUUGUACCCAAGUUCUGACCUUGCUGUAUCCUUCUGGGCUGAAGGAAAGAAAGCAAUGCCAUUUGUUCCUGUAAACAGUAGUUUAUGAUUUUCUGAGGGAAAUAUCCAAUUCCAGUGUGUUUCAGAUCACCAGUGCCUAAGAUGUCAAUCUGUACUCCAGUACUGCCAUUUUAUCUUCUGCUGUGUAGAGUUUUCUCAUGUUCAUGCUUCUUACGUUCCAAGUUUCCACUGUCUUUGCAACUUCAGAUUUUCUUUUCUGCAUGGCAACAACAGCAAUGAAAGGCUUUAAUUUAGCCAUGUCAUAAACACAAUUAGUACUCUGAAAGAAGCCCAUUAUUUAUUUAUUUAUUACACAUAUUUCUCUGUCACCACAAUGAAAAUUAGUCUUGGUGGCUACAUUAUCUGCAUUUUGUCAAUUGCUUUAUACUGCCUAUUCCCAUUGUAACUGAAAAGAUCAUUUUCCUCCAGUACCUUCCUAUACUGCUGCUGCCCAAUGUUGUUACUUGCUUACUUUAGCUGGGCAGCUGGGAUGAUCUCCACGCCUUGGGUGAGCCUGCUGGGUUUAUAGACUCUCAGUGUACGCCCCUGGGGUCCUUCACUCAUCCAGAAACGCUCCUCACAACAAGGCAGUAUUGCAGGACCUGGGAAUGAAAACCUUCCAGAGCAGAUUAUAAAUGUUGGUAGUAAGAUGGCCUCUGCCCUCAAGCUUCCAACAUCUUUUUAAUGGAUCUCGCUGUGUAUGGUGUCAUGUGGGUAGUUCAUGGGUCUGUAGAUGUAUCUAUAUGGUAACAUCGUUUUAAGUGACCUAAACACACACGACUGAGCAGGAUAUGAUCUAGUAAAUAAAUGUGGACAUCAUAUUGAAUGAGGGACUUCUUUGUAGUAUUCUUUAUCUUAUGGUGCACUACUAUGGUUGUGUGCAAGCACUGAAAACACACUCCGUUUUUAAAGGCAGUGGGAGUUAAGUGGAAUUAUUUUUGAUAAAGAUUUAUACAAGAUUAUUCCAUUAGUGUCAUUUUAUUUCUUUUCGCUGGCAAGCUUCUUCUGCUUUUACUGACUUUGUAAAAGAUGGCAAAAUUAAACUUUACCUCAGCACUGAAUUGAGAAAGAGAGCUGAAUCUGUUGAAUUUCUGUCACUAAACUCAGUAAGAUGAUAUACUUAGGCAAGAUGUAGCUGCAUCCUCCUUUUUAUUCAGCUACAAGAUACUCUCUUACAGGUAUAGUACAGAAGCCCAAUAGAUUUCGUUACUAUCUGUCAUUAAAAUUUCAGUGAUAAACUUGUUUCCAAUGAGUUUCUUCCAUUCACUGUUAUUAAAAGAAAAAAAAAUCCUUCAAUUCUUAGCUGAAGUCUGCAUCCUUU